Leguminivora glycinivorella is the source of this 1446-nucleotide messenger RNA. Its product is annotated as paternally-expressed gene 3 protein-like. NCBI's taxonomy places the organism in Eukaryota, Metazoa, Arthropoda, Insecta, Lepidoptera, Tortricidae. The coding region runs from base 1 to 1446 and encodes 481 amino acids. The record is from RefSeq and is a predicted model, not a curated record. The transcript is spliced from 14 exons.
AUGAUCCACGAGGCCUCGCGCCGCCACCAGGCGCAGGACGGCGCCUACUCGCCGCCCAUCGCGCCCUCGUACACGCUGGAGCCGUGGUCGCAGGCGCGCCGCCUGCGCAUGAUCCACGAGGCCUCGCGCCGCCACCAGGCGCAGGACGGCGCCUACUCGCCGCCCAUCGCGCCCUCGUACACGCUGGAGCCGUGGUCGCAGGCGCGCCGCCUGCGCAUGAUCCACGAGGCCUCGCGCCGCCACCAGGCGCAGGACGGCGCCUACUCGCCGCCCAUCGCGCCCUCGUACACGCUGGAGCCGUGGUCGCAGGCGCGCCGCCUGCGCAUGAUCCACGAGGCCUCGCGCCGCCACCAGGCGCAGGACGGCGCCUACUCGCCGCCCAUCGCGCCCUCGUACACGCUGGAGCCGUGGUCGCAGGCGCGCCGCCUGCGCAUGAUCCACGAGGCCUCGCGCCGCCACCAGGCGCAGGACGGCGCCUACUCGCCGCCCAUCGCGCCCUCGUACACGCUGGAGCCGUGGUCGCAGGCGCGCCGCCUGCGCAUGAUCCACGAGGCCUCGCGCCGCCACCAGGCGCAGGACGGCGCCUACUCGCCGCCCAUCGCGCCCUCGUACACGCUGGAGCCGUGGUCGCAGGCGCGCCGCCUGCGCAUGAUCCACGAGGCCUCGCGCCGCCACCAGGCGCAGGACGGCGCCUACUCGCCGCCCAUCGCGCCCUCGUACACGCUGGAGCCGUGGUCGCAGGCGCGCCGCCUGCGCAUGAUCCACGAGGCCUCGCGCCGCCACCAGGCGCAGGACGGCGCCUACUCGCCGCCCAUCGCGCCCUCGUACACGCUGGAGCCGUGGUCGCAGGCGCGCCGCCUGCGCAUGAUCCACGAGGCCUCGCGCCGCCACCAGGCGCAGGACGGCGCCUACUCGCCGCCCAUCGCGCCCUCGUACACGCUGGAGCCGUGGUCGCAGGCGCGCCGCCUGCGCAUGAUCCACGAGGCCUCGCGCCGCCACCAGGCGCAGGACGGCGCCUACUCGCCGCCCAUCGCGCCCUCGUACACGCUGGAGCCGUGGUCGCAGGCGCGCCGCCUGCGCAUGAUCCACGAGGCCUCGCGCCGCCACCAGGCGCAGGACGGCGCCUACUCGCCGCCCAUCGCGCCCUCGUACACGCUGGAGCCGUGGUCGCAGGCGCGCCGCCUGCGCAUGAUCCACGAGGCCUCGCGCCGCCACCAGGCGCAGGACGGCGCCUACUCGCCGCCCAUCGCGCCCUCGUACACGCUGGAGCCGUGGUCGCAGGCGCGCCGCCUGCGCAUGAUCCACGAGGCCUCGCGCCGCCACCAGGCGCAGGACGGCGCCUACUCGCCGCCCAUCGCGCCCUCGUACACGCUGGAGCCGUGGUCGCAGGCGCGCCGCCUGCGCAUGAUCCACGAGGCCUCGCGCCGCCACCAGGCGCAGGAGUGA